Messenger RNA from Larimichthys crocea (large yellow croaker), 3624 nucleotides. RefSeq names its product solute carrier family 35 member A3b (gene slc35a3b). The transcript is spliced from 11 exons. Gene Ontology annotation, biological process: pyrimidine nucleotide-sugar transmembrane transport. The coding region runs from base 479 to 1597 and encodes 372 amino acids. Gene Ontology annotation, cellular component: Golgi membrane. The record is from RefSeq and is a predicted model, not a curated record. Gene Ontology annotation, molecular function: pyrimidine nucleotide-sugar transmembrane transporter activity. Lineage: Eukaryota; Metazoa; Chordata; Actinopteri; Sciaenidae.
GUUAUUAGUGUCACCACAUAAUCUUCAUUUUGGUGUCAGCAAACAUUUGGAGCUUGUUGUCGGCGUGUGUCGGUUCAUUCAUUCAGGAUAGAAACUCCGUCCCACGGCUGUACCUAGACAGAGCACACCGCGACGAUUUCCACCUUACUGCUGUGAGACUUUUAUUCAGUCAUAGUUUGAGCAGAAAUGACGGUCGGAUUAACUUUGUCAGUGUUGUAAUAAGCGUUACAGCAGAACAGAAAGGGGAAGACUAUCCAGCGAUCAGUGCCAACAUCAGUGAUACUUCCUCACUCUCAUCCGCCUCCUCAGCUGCGAUCCAGUCCGACAGGGCAGAUUUGUGGUGGAAGAUAAUCAGACUGACUGACCUUUGAGGACAGCUGGUGUACCUACAACUGUCAAACAACAUGCUGAGAUUUUGGAAAUUUGGGAGGUGAGAAAGUGAAGCUGGAAGUGGCAGCAGUGCCUGUCCAGAGACACGAUGCAUCAGUCAGACAAUGUAAGACAGAACUGUCUGCCUUCAAGCCCUCAGGACGCCGAACUUACGAGACUGGAUCCUUCAUUGUCUGUUGACUCGCAAAAAGACUCCUCCACAAUGGUUUUGUCCUCACUACACUCCUCGAGGCUGAAGUAUGUGUCUCUCGGGGUGCUGGUGUUGCAGACAACCUCACUGGUGCUCACCAUGCGCUACUCCCGUACCUUGAAGGACGAUGGCCCCCGCUACCUGGCCUCGACGGCCGUGGUGUCAGCAGAGGUGCUUAAGAUCUUCGCCUGCAGCCUUCUCGUCCUAAUGGAAAACAAUUUCAGUGUGCGGGCAAUGAACCAGCUGCUGAAGGAGGAGAUUGUGAAAAGACCUGCUGAGACCAUGAAGUUGGCCAUUCCUGCAGGGAUCUACACACUGCAGAACAAUCUGCUCUAUGUUGCCUUAUCCAACCUGGACGCUGCCACCUAUCAGGUCACGUACCAGCUGAAGAUUCUCACCACUGCACUGUUUUCUGUCUCCAUGCUGGGGAGGAGGUUAGGCUUAUACCAGUGGCUCUCGCUGCUCAUCCUCAUGGCUGGAGUCACUCUUGUGCAGUGGCCCACAGAGUCUGAAGGUGACUCUGAGCAGAAGAUCCUGUCUGCAGGCUCCCAGUUUGUGGGAUUGAUGGCUGUGCUGAUGGCCUGUGUGUCGAGUGGCUUCGCUGGAGUUUACUUUGAAAAAAUCCUCAAGGGAACUAAACAGAGUGUGUGGGUCAGAAACAUACAGCUGGGUUUGUUUGGCUUUGUGUUUGGCCUUGUAGGAAUGUUAGUCUAUGACGGCCAGAGAGUGAAGCAGUCUGGAAUAUUUCAAGGCUACAAUACGAUCACCUGCACAGUUGUUGUCUUACAGGCGCUGGGCGGGUUGGUCAUAGCAGUGGUCAUUAAAUAUGCAGACAACAUCCUCAAAGGAUUCGCUACCUCUCUGUCCAUCAUCACGUCUGCACUUAUUUCAUAUUUCCUGUUGGAGGACUUUAACCCCACCAGUAUAUUUUUCUUAGGGUCAAUGCUGGUCAUUGCUGCUACAUUUCUUUAUGGCUACGAGUGCAAACCUCCCAGCAGUAGCACCAUCAAGGUAUAAACAGAGAGCUCUGUGAACAUGCAGAAGCGACGGCUGGAAUCUAACAUUGUUGGAGUGGGACUGUGACAAUAAGUUGUUGCUCCAAUUAAUAAUGUGGAAAAAGUGGAAGUGUGAAAACCUGUUACUGCCAAACAGCUGCAGCUGGACACUGAUCGUUCCCCAUCGCUCCUCUGGCAAAAUGCAGCUUUGCACAAAAGAUGGGGUUUUUAAGGUUUUUCUUAUUAAAUACUAACAGGAGUACAAUGGAGAUAACUUGACAGGCAUUGUUGUUAUUAAGCUAACAUACUCUGUGUAUGUAUUAUCCCAUGGGAAUGUAAUGCCUGUGUUUUAAAGGAACAAGAAGAAGAGGGAAAUAUUUUAAAAAUCUGUAUUUUAUAUUUCAGUAUUUGAAUUUUGUAUUUAUCUCUUAUGACAUAUGGGAAAAAGGGGUAUAAAGGGGUAUAAAACAUGGUGCAUGCCUCAACGAGAGGAAAAUCCUUGACAGAGAUUCCAUCUAGUGGUGAAAUGAGGAUCAAACUUGCUGCAAAGAGGAGGGGUUACCUCUUUUCAAAGAUGCUGAAUGUCCUUUUUUAUGUGAGAUGAGAUAAGAUUGGAUAUGACUGCUUCGACCUUGCUGCGCAGUCUAUGUAUUUAUAUCAAAAACACAUAUUUUAUUGUUAUUUAAAUGCAAAAUAAAGGUCUUUAUGUAAGAACAAAUGAAUAAAUUAAAGCAUCUUUCAUGCUGAAACAACCAGCUUUGCCUUGAUCUUUUUGCUUACUUCAAAGUGAAAUGAAAGGAUAAAUCAGAGCUGUAAGUGUGUGUGUGUGAGCAUUAUCCUCUCACACUCUCACACAGAUACUAAUCCAUACACACAGCUAGGCACACCCAUGAAUAUUUUGAACUGUUUUUUUUUUCUGUUCCAGUUGCAGUGCACUCAGAAACACCAAACCAGUCUCUAUAGCAACAGAUGGCUGAAUGAGCUGCUGUGCCGCGACAAAUGUACACACACUGAAUUGAUAUAACCUAUUUUAACCUCUUUGAGUAUUUUACAUGGUAGUAACAGCAUUUUUUUUAUUCAACAAUCUCCCUGACAAUUAAAAAGAAAUUGAGGCAGAUGAGCAAAAACAACACAUUGUUCCUAUUUUGUCCAUUGUUCUCCAACUGUUUGGAGAUAAUCUUUGCAUAGUUGUGGAUUUCAGAGCAAAUUAGUAUAUUUGGAUUGAGAUAGUGUGUGUGUGAUGAGGUGGACAGAGAAGGAAGAAAACAAGCAGGCAGAUGGGAAGGUGAAGCGUGAACCUGGAGCGAAGCACAGAUGGAGGAUGAGUCAUGUGAUUUGUACGUGGAGUGGCAGGCAGGGACUUGGACUGAGCCCAGUAUGAGCCACUGGACAGACCACAAUCAUGACACAGGAAGGCCUUCAUCUGUGAUUAUCUGCUGGAAUUUACUGUGGAACAAUGUGCGUCAAUGAUAUGAAGAGAAACUGUGAUAUGACCUCAUACAACCAGUGUUAAAAAAUGGCACUAAUUCAAAGGAAUCCUUUUGAAAAUGUAGUCUGGUUUAAUUUUACACCAAGGAAACUAUUAAAAGUACAUUUAGAUUCCCUGAUUGCAGGAAUAUUUAUGUAACUUUGUAAUGCAACAUGGUCUGAUUAGUGGCGCAUCAAAUCUACCUUAGGUCUGAGUGCAAUUGGGCCCCAUUCCAACUAUGAUAUGUGGCGUGGACUGCACUCACCCCCUUGUUUUAAAAUGUGUUGUAUGGCACUAUUCCAAGUCAUUUAAAAAGCAUAGCUGACAUUACUUAUUUAAUGUGGUAACAGGUCCAGUUCAUCACUCUGAUAGUUUGUCACCCGUCUGAAUACAAUAUCACUAUGGAGGCGAGUGAGUUGUAAAUAUGUUGGUGUAUUAGCAAAACCCCAGAGAAAACUACAGCAGAUUUGUUUUUCUUCCAGACUUUUAUGUAAGGUGGGUGCUCUUAAUACAAUCUGACUGAUGCAUGAGUUAAUCUUAAACUAAAAAGAUUCAUAUAAUACUUUUUUUUUUUUAAUCUU